UUGCGUGUUGGGGAAUUCGUUGAUAUUAACAUGGGGUUAAAAUGAAAAUUAACAUGGGGUUAAAAUGUUACCAACUCAAACAGUGAAUCUGUAUUAUAGUGCUGAUCAAAUUUAUUUUCUUUAAAAAAUAUCAGGACAGUAAUUUUUAUAACGGUAUCUGUUUGUCAACUUGAUUCAGUGUGCAAGUAAAAAUGGAACAUGAACUUACCGUGAUACGUGAGAGCAGUGCAUGUCUUCGCUCUAUAUUCGGUACAUGUCACAUGCCAUUCCGCAUAGACUGCUUCUGCUUCGCUUAGAUAAGAAGGCACACGACAGCGAUCUGCUGAAAUAAAAUGCUACGGGGGGCAGUCGCUCCUAGGGAUUCCGCGAGCCCGUGAGACAAAAGAGCCUAAAUCCUGCACAUCUCAAAUAGGAGGCCAGCAGUAUGGACCUGUAUGAGUCAAGAGGUCGGCUUCAGGCGAUCGCAGAGGAGAUGGCAGUGAUUGAGGAGGAGGAGGAGGAGGAGCAAGCAGAUGAAGAUGCAUUUGUGAUGGUGAGAAAGAAAACGUCUUAUCAGCCAACCGAGCCGGCAGACGCAUUCUGCACUGACUGCGGCGCCGUGACCCACUCCGCCCUCCAAGCCUCUGGAGAGCAUAGCCAGCACCAGGUUUUCGUGCUUCCUACUGCCACACACUACAUGAAGAGUGAACUGAGCAAGUGCAAUAGCCUGCUUUCUGAAAGGACCACACAGAUGGAGAACUUUGCCAGCAACCUGGAGGAGAUCUUCAUCACCGUGGAGGAGAAUUUUGGCCGACAGGAGCAGAACCUGGAGCAGCAUUAUAACGAUGUCCUGCAGACUCUGUCCCAGCGGAGGCAUGAGCGCAUCACUGCACUGCAGGAUGAGAAGAAGCUGAAGAUGGAGGCACUGUACGGGGAGCUUCUGUCCUGCGGCCGUGCACUUGACGCUUCUAAAGAGCUGAUCGAGAAAGCACAGGACCUGAACCGCUGGCAGGAACAACGUGCCUUCCUACAGGCAAUUAUGCCACUUAUUAAGAGAAUCAAGGAUUUUGCCAAAGAGGAGGAGAACCUGAAGAUGCCUAUAUCGUUGGACUUUGUGAUACCCUCUACAGACUUCUCUGAUGUUAAACAGAUGAUGGAAUCGAUCAAUGUGGUACCAGCUCCCUCAGCUCCAGUAAUGAACCCACAAGUGUCUAACUCUGCCACCGCUUCAACUCUACGUGUGUGUUGGAGUUUGUUCUCUGAUGACACGGUUGACUUCUACGAACUUUACUGCCGCCAUAUCUCUGAGGACAGCACUACGGGAACCAUGCAAGAGGUCUCUGCGCUGCGUGUGAAGGAGACUCACUGUGUGAUGCAGCAGCUGCUUCCCAAUGCGCAGUAUGAGUUCUGGGUCACUGCAACCAAUACCACAGGCAUCAGCCCAGCCAGUGAGAGGGCUGUCUAUAUGACUGUACCCUCUCCUCCUGUGAUAAGGGAGCAAGAGUGUACAAGCUGCUCAGACGCGGCACUGAUCCGAUGGGAUUCGGGCAACACGAACCCCGUGGAGUCCUACACACUGGAGCUAAGUGAGAACAGUCUUAGCAAAAGUUCUGUGACCGAAUCUAUUGUUGCGAUUCCCACCUGUGAGUGUGUGGCCCAGCUGCAGCCAUGGAAAUGCUAUGUUAUCUAUGUCCGAGCUGUCAACAUUGGCGGACCAAGUGAGAGAAGCCAGCCGAUCACCAUCUCAACCACAGGUACAUUUUUCCACCUUCUGCGGGAGACCGCUCACCCAUCUCUGUCUGUGUCGGCCGAUGGCUUCACCAUGUUCUACCUGGAUGAGGACCUUCCACUCAGUGACAUUGCUUUCAGUGACAACACCUUCGCAAGCUGUGUGGCUGUGCUGGGGGACCUGAUGCCUGUGCGUGGGCAGUACUACUGGGAGGUGGAGGUUGACGAGCAGACAGAGUAUCGUGUGGGCGUGGCCUAUGAAGACACCCAGCGCAGCUCUUAUCUGGGUGCUAAUACCACCUCCUGGUGCAUGAGACACAUUCUCACACCUUCCAGACACAAGUAUGAGUUCCUGCAUAACGGGUGGAGUCCAGACGUGCGAAUCACUGUACAGCCUCUAAGGAUCGGCAUCUUUUUGGAUUAUGAGCAUGGCACUAUAUCCUUCUACAAUACCCACCUGCAGCAGCACCUGUAUACUUUCACCUGCUGCUUUCACCACUUUGUCCUGCCCUGCUUUGCUCUGGACAAGCCUGGAGCCCUGAGCCUCCGCAACGGCCUAGCUCCACCCUGCUACGUCACACAGACAGCACGACCCCAUCAUUAAUUAUGCCCAACACACACAGAGCAUGACCCCAUCAUUAACCAUGCCCAACACACACACAGAGCAUGACCCCAUUAACCCUGCCCAACGCACAUGCGCGCGCACACACACACACACACACACACACACACAGCACGACCUCAUCAUUAACCAUGCCCCACACACACACACAGCACCACCCCAUCAUCAUUAGCCCUGCCCAACAUCAGUACUUGAACCCAGAUGGGAAGAUGGCAACUUUUAUUUGGAAAUUAGAGAUUAAUUGUUAAUAUUGUGAUGUAAACUACAUUGAGUCUGUAUUAUACAGACAGCAGGAUACUUUCUGGAACUGUGAUGAACAUCUGUGAUGAAGUUGUACAAAGAUGACAGCAAAUCCUCCAACAUCUUUAGAAGAAAUGUGAUCUGGACAAUGGAACCAACUGAGUUUUAAGCAGGAAAUGAAGCAAGCUUUGAAUGAGCUGAAUGAACUAAAAAAACUACCAGAUUCACUUAGGCAAGAUGAACUUUAACCCUUUAUGGUGUUCAGUAAUGCAGUGUCGGGGAGCCCUUGGUGCAUAGGAAAUACCGCAGCUAUUUUAAUAUUUAAAAUUAACCCACAUAGAAUCAAAACAAAAAAAACAGACUACAGAAGUAUUAUAGGUUUAUUACUGUAUUCCAUAGGAACAGGUGCACCAUUUUCCAAAAUCAGAAAAGUUCCAUUAAUGUGGUGUCGGCUGGACGCAGCAGUCACCUCCUACAGUUUAGUUUUGGGGAUUUAGGGAUGUGCUGUUAACAUGGCUUGGGAGUGGUGUGUGUUUAAAAAAAAAAAAAAAAAAAAAAA
This is a messenger RNA of Electrophorus electricus (electric eel), 3128 nucleotides long. RefSeq names its product fibronectin type III and SPRY domain containing 2 (gene fsd2). The record is from RefSeq and is a predicted model, not a curated record. Lineage: Eukaryota; Metazoa; Chordata; Actinopteri; Gymnotiformes; Gymnotidae. Gene Ontology annotation, molecular function: protein binding.